This is a messenger RNA of Rana temporaria (common frog), 1629 nucleotides long. It is a transcript of the gene MTERF2, whose product is annotated as mitochondrial transcription termination factor 2. Gene Ontology annotation, molecular function: double-stranded DNA binding. The coding region runs from base 156 to 1334 and encodes 392 amino acids. Gene Ontology annotation, biological process: termination of mitochondrial transcription; regulation of DNA-templated transcription. Gene Ontology annotation, cellular component: mitochondrial matrix. The record is from RefSeq and is a predicted model, not a curated record. The transcript is spliced from 2 exons. Lineage: Eukaryota; Metazoa; Chordata; Amphibia; Anura; Ranidae.
UGACCCGGGGUUUAAAGGGUCCUGACCAAUCAGAAUGUAGAGUAUGUAGUUCCAGUGAAGUCCGGUGGCAGGGGACAGAGGGGACAGGUGAGACUCCUGAUUGCUGUGCAGCAGGAUGAAUUUAAGAUUGUUGCCUUGAACACUACAAAGCAGUUAUGUUGAAGACUUUUGCCAGUACGGUUUUAAGGUGCCAAAAUGGGCUGAGGAGGAGCACUUUUCAAUGCAGACAUUUGUAUGUACCCAUCAUGGUAGUUAGUAGGAUAUAUACUUCAAAAUCAAAUACAGAUGGGCAAAACAUUGGAGAAGAAAACCAAAAAACAAUUGAAAGCCUCUACAAAUUAUCCAUCAAUAUUAAAAAGAUUCGCCAGUUAAAAGGUUGGGUUCUUUGUAAGGAGGUGGCGUAUGUAGAAGAGACGGCUGAUAUCCUGAAAGGAAUGGGAGCAAACUCCAUGACCGUGGCCAAUAUUCUAGAGUCUUGUCCUGAGGCUUUUCUACAGGAGCCUGCAGAGAUCAAUGUCCAAAAAUCCAUCUGGAACUUGGUGUGUCCCAAAGAUCAGGAGCUGAUCACCAUUAUUGAAAAGUUUCCCGAUUCUUUCUUUGGUUAUAAGAGUUUCAAAAACCAACAAGACAACAUCAGGUACAUUCAAGACCUAGGACUCAGUAACAAAAUAGUUUGCCGGCUGUUAACAAGCGCUCCACAGAUCUUUUGUAAUCAGAUAGAAGACAAUAAGAAAACAAUUAACGCUCUAAGAGAAAAUUACUGUAGUCUGGGAGGAACAAAGGAAAACUUUAAAACUUGGUUAAUGAAAUUGUUAAGUCAAGAUCCAUUUGUGCUCUCAAAGUCCUAUUUGGCUUUUAAGGAGAAUGUGAAAUUUCUACAGAAUUUAGGUUUUAACGAUGCAGAAGUGUUAAAACUUUUGUCCAAGCUUAAAGGUUUUAUUUUUGACAUGACUUGUAGUAACAUGGAACUGGGUAUUCUGUUUACAAAAACCACCUUUGAUUGUAGCGCUGAAGAGCUAAGGCUGCUAGUUAUGAAAUGUCCGGCUCUUAUUUAUUAUUCAGUUCCACUGCUUGAAGAUCGAUUGAAAUAUUUACUCCAAGAAGGUGCUUCUGUAAGACAAAUUAAGGAGUGCCCCAAUGUUUUGGAGCUUACGCCACAAAUUGUACAGUUCAGAGCAAAAAAAGUCAAACAGUUAGGCCGGGAAAUAAAGGACCAAGGUUUGGAGGUACUUAACGGGACUAAGAAAGAUUUUGAGUCCAAUUUUGGCAAGUUGCAAUUCAAAAGUGAAAGACCCUUGUUUAAUCCUGUUGCCCCAUUGAAUGUGGAGGAAUGAUGUGGAACUGCCAGUUUACAUGGAAGGAAUGGAAGUUGGCAAGCUGUAAAACGCACCAUGAACUGAUAUUUAGUUGAGAAAGCAGACCUUUCUGUAAAAAAAAAAGUGGAACUACUUUAUAAGAAAAAUAACAUGACAUACUGUAUACUCUGUUCUGCCUGUAGAAUAUUUUUUCCGUUUCUUUAACAGAACAAGCUUUCCAACUAAAGUGCUAGUAUAGUGGCACAAACAAUAUAACACUGGAGGGAGGCUUACAAUAUUAUUAAAAAAAAACCUUUGCUUUAACUUCUUAAAA